AGUUUGAAUGGGGGCUUGGAAGGGCAAUUGAAGGCAAACUCAUAAGAACUAAACGAAGGAAUAAAAAAAAAACAUUUUACAUAAAGAAGAGAAAGUGGGAGGGAUGGAGAAAGUGACAAAAGGGAGGGAGGGAAUUAGACUCAGUCUCACUCCAGUUCCUUUCCUUCUGGUUCAUUCUCUCCAUCUCUCAGUGCUGAUGAGGAGCUGAUUUCAGCUGACAGGUCCAAGAUGUUGAGCCUCCUGCUAUGCGUGAGCCCCCCCCUCUCGCUCUUCUCCCCCCUCCUCCUCCUCCUCCUCUUCCUCCCCCCCAUGGUGCCGGCUGCCCCCCCCCAGGACCCCUCCCCCCGUGUGCGCCUGGCCGGCGAGGGGCGAAGGGGGCCCCACGAGGGCCGCGUGGAAGUGUACCACGAGGGAGCCUGGGGGACGGUGUGUGACGACGAGGUGGACCUGAGUCUGGCCAGCGUGGUGUGCAGGGAGCUGGGGUACACUCACAGCCUCACCUGGGCACACAGCGCCAGGUUCGGAGAAGGGCAAGGUCUGAUUUGGUUGGACAACGUUCGCUGCAUGGGGACCGAAGCCUCCAUCACUUCCUGUCGCUCUAACGGCUGGGGGGUGAACGACUGCUCGCACUCCGAGGACCUGGGGGUCAUCUGUAGCCAGAACCGACAACCAGGCUCCGCCCCCGCCGCCCCCCCGGCCCCCCCGGCCCCCGCUCCGGCAGCCAGCCAAUCAGAGCCGGCCUCUUCCCCGAGAGCGCGGGGUCACGAGAUCGUCCUCUUCCGGAACCCUCCCGGCGGCCCCAGAGGUCAAAGUUCACCGGCGCAGAGGCGAGGUCACGAGAUCCAGAUCCUUCGGCGGCAGCAGGGAGGGGUGGCGAGGGCGGGACAGGAGAGCAAUGCCACGCCCCAGGGGCACCAGAUUCCCCCCCGCCUCGCGAAUGGGGCGGCCUACAGGCAGGGGCAGGAGAUUGGCCGGGCCAUACCACCAGCAGCCAGGCAGGGGGAGGAAGUGGGCCGGGCCGAGACACAGGCCGUCAGGAGGGAGGCAGAGAGGGAGGCCGUGGGGAACCAUGUGGAGCCAGAGCCUGAGCCCAGACUGGACCAAUACCAGGGCUCGUCCAGGGUGCAUCUGGCAGACGUGCGUCUGCGGCCGGUCCUGUCCGGAAGACAUGGCGCCCUGCUGACCGAGGGCGUGCUGGAAGUGAAGCAUGCUGGGAGAUGGCGCCACGUGUGCGACCAGGGCUGGGAUCUGAGCGGGAGUCGCGUGGUCUGUGGCAUGCUGGGAUACCCCGCCGCCGAACCCCACGACCAGACUGCCUACAGGAAGCUGUGGGACGCCAAGCUGUUGGACCCCUCCUCCAGCCUGAGUGUAUCCUCCAGUAAGAAGGCGUACUGGGUGGAGAAGGUGCAGUGUGUGGGAGUGGAGGUGUCUCUGGAGCAGUGCCCCGCGCUGCUGUCCCUGCCCAGGAGCGAGGUGCCGUGUCUGGGGGGGAUGCACGCCGUGGUCCGCUGCGUCCCUGGAGCUCAGUUCACACGCCUGGCCUCUGGACGCCCCCCGCCUCCGCCCUCCGUGCAGCCGGUGGUGCGUCUGAAGGCAGGCCCUCGGCUGGGGGAGGGCCGUGUGGAGGUGCUGCGGGAGGGGAAGUGGGGCACGGUGUGUGACCACCUGUGGGACCUGGCUGCUGCCAGCGUGGUGUGCAGGGAGCUGGGCUACGGCUCAGCCAAGGAGGCCCUGAACAGAGCCCAGCUGGGCCAGGGUACGGGACCCAUCCACAUGAACAGUGUUCAGUGUUCGGGGCGGGAGCGCUCCAUCAUGGAGUGUGGCUUCCGGGAGGUUCCUCUCUACACCUGUAAACACACCCAGGACGUGGCCCUACGCUGCAACGUCCCCAACACAGGCCUGGAGGCCACGGUGCGUCUGGCGGGGGGCCGUGACCCCCAGGAGGGCCGUGUGGAGGUGCUGGUGGAGGCCGGGGGGGCCCAGCGCUGGGGGGCUGUGUGCAGUGAGAAUUGGGGCAUCAACGAGGCCAUGGUGGUGUGCAGACAGCUGGGAUAUGGCUUUGCCUCCAGGGCUCACCAGGAGACCUGGUACUGGCCAGGUUCCCCUGAAGCGGAGGAGGUGGUUCUGAGUGGAACCCACUGCAUUGGGACGGAGCUGUCUGUCCAGCGCUGCCGCAGGAACACCCAGCUGUACUGCCCCAGAGGAGGGCAGGGCCGGGCCGCGGGGGUCACCUGUGUGGACACGGCCCCUGACCUGGUCGUGGAUGCCCAGCUGGUCCAGGAGUCGGCCUACCUGGAGGACCGGCCGCUGCACCUGCUCACCUGCGCCCAUGAGGAGAACUGCCUGUCGUCGUCGGCCUCCAGGAUGACAUGGCCCUACGGCCACCGCCGCCUGCUGCGCUUCUCCUCACGCAUCAUGAACCUGGGCAGAGCAGACUUCAGACCCCGCGCCACCCGAGAGAGCUGGACCUGGCACGCCUGCCACCGGCACUACCACAGCAUAGAGGUGUUCACUCACUAUGACCUCUUGACCUUGAAUGGAACCAAGGUCGCAGAAGGUCACAAGGCCAGCUUCUGUCUAGAGGACACAUAUUGCCCUGAAGGUCUUCAGAAGCGUUACUCCUGCUACAACAUGGGAGAUCAGGGCAUCACCGUUGGUUGCUGGGAUACCUAUCGCCAUGACAUCGACUGCCAGUGGAUCGACAUCACUGACAUACGACCUGGGGAGUACAUCUUCCAGGUGGAGGUGAACCCCUCUCUGGACAUGGCUGAGUCCGACUUCCAGAACAACGUAAUGCGCUGUCGCUGCAAAUACGACGGAGGGAGGGUCUUCCUGUUCGGGUGCCACGCAGGUGAUGCCUACAGUCCGGAGGUGGAGGACCUGUUUGAGCACCAGGGUCAAAUCACCAACAACUUCCUCUAACCACCCAACAAUCAGAGCUCAGGGCGGAGCUUAGAAACCACGCAUCAUUGCCCCGCCUCGGCCAAUCGUGAGAGACGAACCCUGAAGAACAGGAAGAAGACGACGUCCAGAUGGAGGGAGGGAAGGAGGGAGGGGAGGGGAGGGAGAGAAGGAGUCAGGGAGGGAUGGGGUGUGUUAGUCAAAAGGGAAAAAGAUUGAAUAAGCAGUAUAAUGCCACUAUCCGCGACAGAGAGAGAGAGAGAGAGAGAGGGGGGGGGGGGGGGGCAGAGAGCGAUGGGGAGAGAGAGGAGAAAGAUGAACAGAGGAGGGAGAUGGAGGAGGGAGAGGAGUGAUGGAAAGUGAGACAGAGACAGAAGGAGACAGAGAUGUAUGAGGCGCUUGUACAGUGAGCAGACCUCAUGAACAUUCCUAACUAGGAACAAGUGGCAGGUGUCACAGCAGCAAGAAUUUAAAGCAGUCAAACUGAAAAAACGUCUUAAAAUUCACUCACACACAAACUCACACUCACAGGUGUGUGAUGAAUGGCAAUCUACGUAGUUUACCAACUAAUCAGGCUAUCAUCCACCAGCGCAGACACGCGUCACGCCAACUGUCACAGCGUCACAGUGAUGUGAUUUAAAAGUACUUCAGAUGUCUGGUAUCACAAUGUUAACAGGCUUCUCUCUGUGUGCGUCCAGUCCUUGCCUAUGGUGCUCAUGUCGUUCUGUGUCUUGGAUUGUUGAAUAAAUAUUGUAACGUAUUGCAAA
Messenger RNA from Hypomesus transpacificus, 3668 nucleotides. Its product is annotated as lysyl oxidase homolog 4-like. Gene Ontology annotation, molecular function: protein-lysine 6-oxidase activity; copper ion binding. Gene Ontology annotation, cellular component: membrane. Gene Ontology annotation, biological process: peptidyl-lysine oxidation. NCBI's taxonomy places the organism in Eukaryota, Metazoa, Chordata, Actinopteri, Osmeriformes, Osmeridae. The record is from RefSeq and is a predicted model, not a curated record.